GCCGGUGGAGGAACAGCGGACCGACCGUCAUGGACAGGACGGCCGUGGUGAAGGUCGGAGCCGCGGCCAGCGCCAGCGUCUGCGCGCUGUUCGGCGGCGUGGUGCUGGCUCAGUACAUCGUCGCCAAGAAGAAGCGAGCGGGCAAGAAAACCAGGAUCAUAGAAAUGAUGCCUCAAUUUGAGAAGUCGACGGUCCAUAUGAGGGACCCCGAGCGGGUGGAGCAGAUCAUCUGUGGUCUCAUCAAGGGAGGAGCCUCCAAACUUCAGAUCAUCACCGACUUCGACAUGACGUUAAGCAAGUUCGCCAUCAACGGCAAACGCUGCCCGACGUGUCACAAUAUCAUUGAUGACUGCAAGCUGGUGACGGAGGAAUGCCGGCAGAAGCUGCUGCAGCUGAAGAAUAAAUAUUAUCCCAUCGAGAUCGACCCUAAUCUCACCAUGGAGGAGAAAUACCCAUUCAUGGUGGAGUGGUAUUUCAAGUCUCACACGCUACUCGUGGAACAGCGGCUAGAGAAAGACAAGCUGCCCGAGGUGGUGAGAGAGUCUGACGCUGCACUCAGGGAAGGCUUUGAGCAGUUCUUUGACCGCCUGCACCAGCACAGCGUCCCCGUCUUCAUCUUCUCAGCCGGUCUGGGCGACGUCCUGGAGGAGAUCAUCCGCCAGGCCGGAGUCUACCACCCCAACGUCAAAGUCGUCUCCAACUUCAUGGACUUCGACGACAACGGAGUCCUGAAGGGCUUCAAAGGCGAGCUGAUCCACGUCUACAACAAGCACGACGGCGCCCUGAGGAACACGGAGUACUUCAAGCAGCUGAGGGAGUAUUGCAACAUCGUCCUGAUGGGCGACUCGCUCGGGGACCUCAGCAUGGCCGACGGCGUUCCCAACGUGGAGAACAUCCUGAAGAUCGGCUUCCUCAACGACAAGGUGGAGGAGCGACUGGACAAAUACCUGGACUCUUAUGACAUCGUCCUGGUGAAGGACGAGACUCUGGAAGUGCCCAAUGCCAUUCUCCAGAAGGUUCUAUAACUCCACCUCCACGAGUUUACCCCUCCUCCCACCACCACCCACCAAAAUCCACCACUCUCCUCCUCCUGUUAGCCCCUCCCUCCCUUCCCUCCUCCAGCCUUUCAGACUGGUCGUUUGGACUGGACACCAUCAUCUCUCCGCUCCAUUCACUAUGGAUCUCAGUGGGGUCACCUCCAGACUCUGCACCCCCCCUCUCUGUUACCCC
Messenger RNA from Scomber japonicus (chub mackerel), 1230 nucleotides. It is a transcript of the gene nt5c3a, whose product is annotated as 5'-nucleotidase, cytosolic IIIA. The record is from RefSeq and is a predicted model, not a curated record. The transcript has 8 exons. Gene Ontology annotation, molecular function: magnesium ion binding; 5'-nucleotidase activity. Bases 30 to 1025 code for a protein of 331 amino acids. Gene Ontology annotation, cellular component: cytoplasm. NCBI's taxonomy places the organism in Eukaryota, Metazoa, Chordata, Actinopteri, Scombriformes, Scombridae.